AUCACUGCAGUGAGCUCUAAAAGGGUUUGUUAGGGGGUAUUCAGGCCUGAUCACACUGAUAGUUUGGUGAAACUGGUGUUUUAAGCAUCUUUAAAAUGCAGCUCUUACACAGGUUUCAUUGUCAGGAAUUGUCAAAGGGGUUUUGUGCCCUGGCUUCUCAAGCCUCACUGCGGUUUAAAUGUUGGAGUCGGAACCUCUUUAACCUCAGCCCCAAUAGUCACGCAAAGCAAGGCCUGGCAGUGUCGGAUGGAGAGCUCAACAUGGCUGAACCUGAGGGGCGGGGAAGUAGUCACAGCCUUAACAGCAACUCCUGCCUUUCCGGUGUGCAGAGGAGCAACAGUGGGGUGGGAAAGGUGGCCAGCUGGGCAGUCAGCUUCGAGAGGCUGCUGGAGGACCCCACCGGGGUGCAUUACUUUACAGCUUUUCUGAAGUCGGAAGUAAGCGCAGAGAACAUCCUUUUCUGGCAGGCAUGCGAGAAAUUCCGUAAAAUUCCUGCCAACAAGAAGGAAGAGCUUAUCAAAGAGGCGAGGUCCAUCUAUGAUGCUUAUCUCUCAAGUAGCGCCUCUCAUGCCAUUAAUAUCGAUGACACGGCACGCACGAAUGAGUGUGACCUGGAGGAUCCCAACCCUGAGAUGUUCAGCAAAGCUCAGCAGCAGAUCUUCAAGCUGAUGAAGUUUGACAGCUAUGCACGUUUUGUCCGCUCUCCACUUUACCAGAGCUGCAUGUUAGCUGAUGUGGAGGGCAGACCGCUGCCUGGUUCCAAAAGCCCAGUGCCCCCCAAAGGCUCAACUGGUGAUUCCCAGUCUCCUACAGAUGGUAAAAAGCAGAAGAAGAAGGUGAAGCCAGGAAAGUCAUUUCCUUUUGACGUGGAGGACGGAUCAGACCGAAAGAAAGGGACACCCGAGGGCAAGUCUGCUCGCGACAAGAGGCAAGAAAAGAGAGGAUCGUGGGGAGCAGAGCUGACUGAGCACAGCAAGAAUAUGUGCCGCUAUGAGUCGCAGUGUUCAGUCAGGUCGACAGGCAGCAUGGAGUUGAGCUCUUCUUACAGCAGAACUGAGAAUGGGAGUUCCAGUCCCCGGGAACGUGAACCUGGCCGUGCAGAGCGUUACUGCUGUGUCUUUCUGCCAGAUGGUACAGCCUCUUUGGCCCCGGCGCGGCCUGGCCAGGCUGUCCGGGAAAUGCUCAGUGGACUGUGUGAGAAGAGGGGCUUCUCUCUCAAUGAUGUUGUCAUCUACCUGCAGGGCAAAGAGAAGCCACUCUCCCUAGACCAGGAUAGCUCUGUGUUGAGGGAUCAACAGGUUUCCCUGGAACUACGUGUGAAGUUCACGCUGGAGGUGGCAUUCACUGGGAAGGCUGUGGGGAUCAUGGCAAAGUCCAGCAAGACACUGCAGGAGUCGCUGUCUGCUGUUCUUCAGAAGCACAACCUCCGGCCACAGGAUGCUGUCAUCACCAUGAAUGGGAAGAAAGAGCCACUGAACAUGAGCAUGAAUGUCUUCUCUUUGGCCAACAAGAAGCUUCAACUGGACAGAGCAAAUGGUCCAGACCACAGCAACAUCUAUAAGAGCAGGGUGCGAACUGCAGUGUUCCAGGAGCGGCCACCAGGUACAGUAGAGACUUGUGAUGCCAUUCCUCCACUAGCCAGCACAAUCACAAUCAACUGUAGAACCACAAAUACUGCAGCCAUGAAGAAUUGUGACAUGGACGGGCUGAUUGAUCUCCUCUCCAGAGCCCAGUGCCAGGUGGAUGACCAGCGGGGGUUGCUGACGAAGGAGCAACUGGUAAUCCCUGACUUCCUGCAGCUGCCUCAGGAUAAGUCUGAUGGGGGUGAACCAGAGGCAGAGGCAGAUCCAAACCUUCCCCCUCCCAUCAAGCAGGUUUCUGGGGAGGAACCACCCACCACGCCCACCAUCAAAGUCACUCCCCCCGGGCUGGAGUCCUUCGCAGAGCCCGGGUCUGCAGAUUCAGCAGAUGGGGCUGUAUGUGUUGGAGCCGAACUGCAGAUGGGCACUGACACGCCCACCAGCCUCUCAACAACCCCAGCUGGUUCUCCCUCAACCAGGCCAAAUGUUGCCCGGGAGACUAUGGUGUGACUGUUUUCUCAAGUGCUUCCUCAACAACUUCCUAUUCCCUUCUGUUAUGCCUGAAACUCUGCGCGGAGUGUGGGUGCCAAAUUGGCAUAAACCUGCCAGACAUAGUGAAUGGACUGUUCUUACAAGUUGAGCAACAAUUUUUCUACUUUUAUUUUUAGGAAAUGGAACUACAUUUAUUUUACAUGCCCUUGCAUAAGACUGUGUACAUUUUGUAUUGUACAAAUAUUUUUGGUAACAUUGUAGUUUUCAAAAAUAGCAUUGUAAAUGGAUAUUUAUUCUGAACACAUGUAAUUUAUACCUCAUGCUUUAAAACAUCUUUUCACUUGAUCGUUAUCCCCUUAAAUGCAUAGUGUACAUUGUCUUAGUAAUGCACCUUAUAGUGAAGUUUUAAUGUACAUGUCAGUGUCAAAUGUUGCAUUAGUUAAACAGACCUGCGGGGUGCUUUUGUCAGUUUUACAACCAGCGGUUUCCUUUGUCUCUGAGAUAAGUAAAUUGAGGCUUUGCUGGAGUACAGAGAAGUGGAUGCAGUUUUCACUCUGUGACCAAAAAGGCAUUGUGAAAGGGACAGACUUUCUAUGAGGGUCAUUGAUUAUUAGUUUUAAGAAUUUAUUUUUUUUUGUGUCUUAAUUUCUUUGAAACCUCAUUUUGUGUAAUUGGGUGGUGGUUGGCUCUUCUGAAAUUGCACUGUUUGUUGUAAUGUUUUUGUGUGUAAUCGCCCUCUCCGAUGGCCUGUCCCUCACUCAGUGUUCUGUCUGAAUGCACAUGGUCUCCAGGAAAAUGCCACCAAUACCUACACUGUUUGGAUGGUCAGGA
Molecule: messenger RNA, 2903 nt
Organism: Scleropages formosus (Asian bonytongue)
Lineage: Eukaryota; Metazoa; Chordata; Actinopteri; Osteoglossiformes; Osteoglossidae
Gene: rgs14b
Product: regulator of G protein signaling 14b
Exons: 16
Coding region: 96-2090 (664 amino acids)
Biological process (GO): regulation of G protein-coupled receptor signaling pathway; signal transduction; cell division
Cellular component (GO): cytoplasm; nucleus; plasma membrane
Molecular function (GO): GTPase activator activity
Source: RefSeq, a predicted model, not a curated record